CUGGCGUAGACAUGGUGGAGAAGGUACAGCGCCCUCAGGUGUCCAGCCUUGUGCACAGCAGGGAAGAGACUCCUAGUAGUUCCGAACAGGACUCUCUUGCAUUUGGAAAAGAAAAUGCAGAGGAAGGGAUAGUUGGAGGAAGCAAUGGAAGCAACAUUGCAGGGCGUCCAGCUGCAGCUAAUGCUGCCCGAGAAAGGAACAGAGUGCAAACUUUGCGCCAUGCUUUUCUGGAGCUUCAGAGGACACUGCCAUCUGUGCCUCCAGAUACAAAGCUCUCCAAGCUGGAUGUGCUAAUACUGGCCACAACCUACAUUGCCCAUCUUACCCGCAGCCUGCAGGAGGAGGAUGAGCGCAACUCUAAGCUCCCCACUACUACUCCUAGUAACAAUGCACCACAUAGCCCAGAGCUCUUGGGGACUCUGCACAGUGGAGAAGGAUAUCUGCAUCCUGUCAAGAAAUGGCCGAUGCGUUCCAGGCUUUACAUUGGCGCCACAGGACAGUUCCUACACCAGUCAACGUCCUCUCAAAGCCAAGAGCAACAUGAGAAUACGCCCUGAAUGAAAAG
Molecule: messenger RNA, 565 nt
Organism: Xenopus laevis (African clawed frog)
Lineage: Eukaryota; Metazoa; Chordata; Amphibia; Anura; Pipidae
Gene: tcf24.S
Product: transcription factor 24
Exons: 2
Coding region: 12-557 (181 amino acids)
Source: RefSeq, a predicted model, not a curated record